CGGAGGCCGGGCGGGGUGAGCCGAGUGAGUGCGCAGGCGCCUCGCGGCGGGGCAGGGCGGACCGCCGGCCACGUGCAACCGCCCCGCCCACCAGCUACUCCACCAUGGGUUCCUGCGGGACUGUGGGUCCUGUGCGCGCGCGCUACCUCGUGUUCUUCCAGUAUUUGGGCACGGACUUCAAUGGGGUCGCGGCCGUGAGGGGUAACCAUCGCGCUGUUGGGGUGCAGAACUUCCUGGAGGAGGCCGCCAAGCGCCUGAACUCCGUUGAGCCCGUCAGGUUUACUAUCUCCAGCCGCACUGAUGCCGGGGUGCAUGCCUUGAGCAACGCGGCGCACCUGGACAUCUGUCGCCGCUCCGGCCUGCCGCCUUACUCCCCGGAGGUCGUGACCCAGGCCCUCAACACCCACCUGAAGCACCGCGACAUUCGCGUACUGAAGGCCUUCCGAGUGCCCAAUGACUUCCAUGCACGCCGUGCAGCCACCUCCAGAACCUACCUAUACCGUCUGGCCACAGGCUGCUCCUGGCCUGAUCAGCUGCCCGUGUUUGAGCAGAAUGUAUGCUGGGCUCUCCAGACAAAGUGCCUGGAUGUGGCUGCCAUGCAGGAGGCUGCCCAGCACCUCGUCGGGACACAUGAUUUCAGUGCUUUCCAGUCUGCCGGCAGCCCAACCACAAAUCCCGUGCGCACACUACGAAGAGUCUCUGUGUCUUCUGGUCCAGCCAGCCUAUUUGCCCUCCCCCAGGAGAGCAGGAAGCUGCAGUUCUGGACGCUGGAGUUUGAAAGCCAGUCUUUCCUGUAUCGACAGGUACGGAGGAUGACAGCUGUGCUGGUGGCUGUGGGGCAAGGGACCCUGACACCUACACAGGUGAAAGCCAUUCUGGAGAGUCAAGAUCCCUUGGGCAAGUAUCAGACUCGAGUUGCCCCAGCCCGUGGCUUGUUCUUGAAGUCAGUGCUAUAUGAUGAUUUCGGUCCUACAUCCUGAGCCCUGUAAAGUCCAAUGUGGAAACCAGCUGACUGUACCCUCAGUGGAGGUGAAGAGCCACACAGCAGACUGUCUGACCGACAGCCUUACUCAGUGUUUACUGCACUCAGCAGAGACUAACCCACAGCUCUGUGGGGCUCUGGUAGUCCUGCCUACCUUUCUGCAGCUCCCACCUCCCCAGUCUUUCCACCGUGGACAUCACUUUGUCACUAAUGAUGGGGUGCCAGGCAGGAAACAGCUGUAAGCACCCAAGUAGCUUCUGUUUUCCUGGGAGCCCCAUCCUCUAGGGAUAAGGGAGUAGGAA
Microtus oregoni (creeping vole) is the source of this 1284-nucleotide messenger RNA. Its product is annotated as tRNA pseudouridine synthase-like 1. Lineage: Eukaryota; Metazoa; Chordata; Mammalia; Rodentia; Cricetidae. Gene Ontology annotation, biological process: tRNA pseudouridine synthesis. The transcript has 8 exons. Gene Ontology annotation, molecular function: pseudouridine synthase activity; RNA binding. The record is from RefSeq and is a predicted model, not a curated record. Bases 105 to 980 code for a protein of 291 amino acids.